This is a messenger RNA of Quercus robur (English oak), 3358 nucleotides long. RefSeq names its product alpha-1,4 glucan phosphorylase L-2 isozyme, chloroplastic/amyloplastic-like. The transcript has 15 exons. Gene Ontology annotation, biological process: glycogen catabolic process. The record is from RefSeq and is a predicted model, not a curated record. Gene Ontology annotation, molecular function: glycogen phosphorylase activity; pyridoxal phosphate binding. NCBI's taxonomy places the organism in Eukaryota, Viridiplantae, Streptophyta, Magnoliopsida, Fagales, Fagaceae. Gene Ontology annotation, cellular component: cytoplasm. The coding region runs from base 223 to 3108 and encodes 961 amino acids.
CUAUUUGUCCAUUUCAAUCACAAGGUUCAACUAGAACUCUAGUCCCACACAAACAGGUAAAAAACUAAACCAAACACUUUGCUCGUGUGUUUAACAUGAUUCCACGAAGUUGAAGAGUUGAUCAAGCCAUGAAAUAGCGAGAGAGUAGGUAGAUAAGAGCACAUUAUCUUUCACUGAACUCAUUCUCUCAUCACUCGCACUUUUGCUCUGAGAGAGAGAACAAUGGCAACUCUACCAUUCUCAGCAACUAGUGCUCAAUCAAUGUCCAUUUCACAUUCCAAAUUUAUCUUAGGCUUCAUGGGGUUCGACCGCAUAACCCAUAAUCCGGAGAUGUUCUUGAUCAGAACCCCACGUUCCAGUUAUUCAAGAAGAAAAUUUUCUGUCAAGAAUGUUGCCAGCAAUCCAAAGCAAAAGCUAAAGGACUCUGUUAAACAAGAAGGAGGUAUUGCAGGUGAUCUAGGCACCUUUAUUCCAGAUUCAGCAUCUAUAGCAUCAAGUAUUAAAUACCACGCAGAGUUCACUCCAUCGUUUUCUACAGAGCAAUUUGAGCUCCCUAAGGCAUACUUUGCUACUGCAGAAAGUGUUCGCGAUACCCUUAUCAUAAAUUGGAAUGCUACUUAUGAUUACUAUGAACUGAUGAAUGUAAAGCAGGCAUAUUAUCUUUCUAUGGAGUAUCUACAGGGUAGGGCAUUGCUAAAUGCAAUUGGAAAUUUAGAGCUUUCAGGGGCUUAUGCAGAGGCUUUGAGAAAGCUAGGGCAUGAUCUAGAGGAUGUUGCUAGGCAGGAACCAGAUGCUGCACUUGGGAAUGGAGGAUUAGGGCGGCUUGCUUCCUGCUUUCUGGACUCACUGGCAACAUUAAAUUACCCUGCAUGGGGAUAUGGACUUAGAUACAAGUAUGGCUUAUUCAAACAGCACAUUACCAAAGACGGGCAGGAGGAAGUUGCUGAAAGUUGGCUUGAGAUGGGCAAUCCUUGGGAAAUUGUAAGAAAUGAUGUAUCCUAUCCUGUGAAAUUCUAUGGUGAAGUUACUUCAGGGGCGGAUGGAAGUAAACAAUGGGUUGGGGGGGAAAAUGUAGUGGCUCUUGCCUAUGAUGUCCCCAUACCAGGAUACAAAACUAAAACCACCAUAAACCUUCGACUGUGGUCCACAAAACUUGCACCAGAAGAAUUUGAUUUAAGAGCUUUUAAUGCUGGAGAUCAUGCCAAAGCAUAUGCAGCUAUGAAGAAUGCUGAAAAGAUCUGCUACAUAUUGUACCCUGGGGAUGAAUCGUUGGAGGGAAAGACUCUUCGAUUGAAGCAACAAUAUACUCUUUGCUCUGCUUCUCUACAAGAUAUUAUUGCACAUUUUGAAAGGAGAUCAGGAGAGCCUGUGAAAUGGGAGAAUUUUCCUGAAAAGGUAGCAGUGCAGAUGAAUGAUACUCACCCAACGCUCUGCAUCCCAGAGUUGAUAAGAAUAUUAAUGGAUGUAAAGGGUUUGAGCUGGAAGGAAGCCUGGGAUAUUACUCGAAGAACUGUUGCAUACACAAACCACACAGUUUUGCCUGAGGCACUGGAGAAAUGGAGUCUAGAGCUUAUGCAGGAAUUGCUUCCUCGACAUGUUGAGAUCAUAAGAAGGAUUGAUGAGGAGCUGAUUCAUACCAUAAUUGCUGAGUACGACACGGAGGAUCUUGACAUGUUGAAACAAAAAUUGAAACAAAUGAGAAUUUUGGAUAAUGUGGAGUUGCCUGACUCCGUUGCAGAAUUGCUUUUUAAAUCAGAAGAAAAUUCUGCUGUUGAUCCUGCUGAGGAAAUUGAAUCUUCUGUUGAAGAAAAUAAGCCUACUGCUGAAGAAGAUGAAUCUGGACUGGAUACUGAGAACAAAAAAGAGGUGACAGUUGAUGAAGCUCCAAAACUGCCAAAGGUGGUCCGCAUGGCUAAUCUUUGUGUUGCAGGUGGGUAUGCAGUGAAUGGGGUUGCUGAGAUUCAUAGUGAAAUAGUCAAAAGUGAAGUUUUUAAUGAAUUCUAUAAGUUAUGGCCUGAGAAAUUUCAAAAUAAAACAAAUGGGGUGACACCAAGAAGAUGGAUUCGUUUUUGCAAUCCAGAUCUAAGUAAAAUUAUAACCAAGUGGAUUGGAACUGAAGAUUGGGUUGUGGACACUGAGAAAUUGGUGACACUUCGAAAGUUUGCUGAUAAUGAAGAACUCCAAUCUGAAUGGAAGGAAGCAAAAAGAAGAAACAAGAUCAAGGUUGCCUCCUUCCUCAAAGAAAAAACUGGCUAUUUUGUUGACCCUGAUGCAAUGUUUGAUGUACAGGUGAAGCGUAUCCAUGAAUACAAGAGGCAGUUAUUGAACAUCAUGGGAAUCGUUUAUCGCUAUAAAAAAAUGAAAGAAAUGAGUCUUGAGGAAAGAAAAAUAAAGUUUGUUCCUCGGGUAUGUAUAUUUGGAGGAAAGGCAUUUGCUACAUAUGUCCAAGCCAAGAGAAUUGUGAAAUUUAUCACAGAUGUAGGAGCUACAGUAAAUCAUGAUCCAGAGAUAGGUGAUCUUUUGAAGGUCGUCUUUGUUCCUGAUUAUAAUGUCAGUGUUGCAGAAGUGCUUAUUCCUGGCAGUGAAUUGUCCCAGCAUAUCAGCACUGCUGGAAUGGAGGCCAGUGGAACCAGCAAUAUGAAGUUUGCAAUGAAUGGCUGUAUCCAAAUUGGAACCUUAGAUGGGGCAAAUGUUGAAAUAAGGCAAGAGGUUGGAGAGGAUAAUUUCUUCCUCUUUGGUGCACAAGCUCAUGAAAUUGCUGGACUAAGGAAAGAAAGGUCUGAGGGAAAGUUUGUGCCGGAUCCUCGCUUUGAAGAAGUCAAAGCUUUUGUCAGAAGAGGCGUUUUUGGUCCCUACAACUAUGAAGAACUUAUGGGAUCACUAGAGGGAAAUGAAGGUUAUGGCCGUGCUGAUUAUUUCCUUGUGGGCAAGGACUUCCCUAGUUACAUAGAGUGCCAAGAGAAGGUUGAUGAGGCAUAUCGUGACCAAAAAAGAUGGACAAAGAUGUCAAUCUUGAACACAGCUGGUUCAUUCAAGUUUAGCAGUGACCGAACAAUUCAUGAAUAUGCGAGAGACAUAUGGGGCAUCGAACCUGUUGUAUUGCCAUAAAUUGGUAAAUUGUACUCCAUGUGAAACAAAAGUUUUCCACAUAAAUUCUGCAUCUCUUUUCUUCUUUUUCAAUGGUGAAAUUAAGUAUUCUUGUAAGUCACCCACUAAUACAGUUUUUUUUUGGGGGGGCCAGGCCAGCUUCCAUUUUGUUGCUAAGUCAGCUAGGAACUUGAAAUCUUGAUGUUCCAUUAAAAAUUGAAAAAUUGUUUGGUUUCUAGACUUAUUGGAAAAGUAAAAGGGUUUAUGCAUA